Messenger RNA from Drosophila takahashii, 2244 nucleotides. RefSeq names its product defective proboscis extension response 16 (gene dpr16). The record is from RefSeq and is a predicted model, not a curated record. Gene Ontology annotation, biological process: synapse organization. Gene Ontology annotation, cellular component: neuron projection membrane. Lineage: Eukaryota; Metazoa; Arthropoda; Insecta; Diptera; Drosophilidae.
GAGCCGGAUAAAUAUCCAUUUAUCACAUAAAUAGAAUGCUAACAGCAGUGAAUCCUUGGUGGUUUUCUGUUUUCCGUUUUCCUCGGACCGAACUUAUAUUUUCGCCUUUCUAGCCUGGCUGCUGCGGUUGGCUUUGCCAAAUAAAGCAAGAAAUAAGUUAAAACAUACGUUCUCUGCGGUCUGACUCGGUGAAAUAAAAACAAAAACCCUGGGCCAGAGGCGGAAAAAGACAGUCACGUCCGUACUACUACAACCCCUCCGGUGGGGGAAAUGCGGUAUGCAAAUUCAGCCGAGAAGACUUCAUAAAAGCAGUGCAAAUAAUUAAAUAACAUUGCGGGAGCAAACAGCACGAACCAGGAGCAGAAUGACAUGCUACUUGAGCUGGCGAAACUUGGAUUAACUAGCUGCGAGGAAAUAAAUACGAAAUACGAAAUCCGAGAGCAAAUCCCAAACCAAUCCAAGUUCCGCCCAGGUGCGACAACCGACAGAUGCCCUCGCCCAAUAAAAUGUCCUGGCGGGAAAAGGAGUGCUGCGCAGGACGAGGGGCCACCAUCCUGGCCGGGCGAAAUCCGGGAACUGCCAGCAUACUGUUGGCGUUUCUGGCAGCUGUCAGCUUUCGUGGCAUGCGAGCGCCGCUGGCAGCCACGGCCACCCCGAUGGAGAACGCAUCCCUAAUUGCUUCGCCGGCGACGGGGACAAACACAAUGGCAGUGGACGCGGGACCGGGCUCGACGGGAUCUCCUGUCCUGAUGCUAGGCGAUGGCCAGCACGAGGAGGAGGACACCACGGUGGUGGAUUCUUGGAGCGACAGGCCCGACACUGCUACGCUGACAAAGGGCUUCUCGAUUCCCACGUAUUUGCCGCCCUUUCCGGACUUCAUCCCCGCCGAUUUGCCGCACCUGCAGCGGAAUGGCUCCUCUCGAGCUGCGCCUCCUGCAGACAACAGGCCAUCCGGCAGUGCGAUGCCACCUAACGAGCAAUCCCGUCUGCACGCAUACGACAGCGAACAAAAGGCCCAGCAGCUGCGGCGCGAAAAGGAGCUGGCCAAGGAGCGGGAGCUCCUGCCACGUCGUCAGCUCAGCCUGCCCCCGCUGAAUGCCACCGUCCAAGCUGGCCAGCACGCCUAUCUGCCCUGCAAGCUCAACCAGCACUCCGGUAAACCACUCUCCUGGGUUCGUUUACGGGAUGAACAUAUCAUUGCGGUGGAUCACACAACCUUCAUCAACGAUGCCCGGUUCGCCUCGCUGCUCCAGUCGUCCACCUCGACGACAAUUGUAUCAGGGGCAGCGCUUUCAUCCUCGGUGACGCCCUCGGUUGCCCCGGGAAACGGGUCUGCCAAUGGGGGAGCGGGUGGUCAGGAGAGGGGCAACAACGGCAGCAGCCUCAGCUGGACGCUGCAAAUCAAAUAUGUGAAGCUGGAGGACGCCGGCUGGUACGAAUGCCAGCUGGCAACGGAGCCCAAAAUGAGCGCCAAGGUGCAGCUGUUUGUGAUAACACCCCGAACCGAGCUUAUCGGUGAUCGGCAGCGCUUUGUGAAGGCCGGCAGCAAGGUGGAGCUGCACUGCAUCGUACGUGGCACCCUGGAGGCCCCCAAAUAUAUAUUCUGGUACCGUGGCGACCAACAAGUAACUGCCGACAACGAGGCCAGCGGUGCCCAGAGUGGAUGGUACACGCAAAUCGACAGGAAUAUCUUCGGCAGCACCGAGCAUAAUCGGAACACGAUUGGUUCACUGGUCAUCCCGCUAGUGCGCAAGAUUCACUCCGGCAACUACACAUGCGAGCCGGAAAACAGUGCGGCAGUAUCCAUGCAAUUGCACGUCCUGAGCGGGGAAUACUCCGCCUCUGCCAUAAAGUCUACAGCUGCCGGCCUCCAUAGACUGGGUCACGGAUACAGCAGUCUCCACCAGUGGCUGAUUUUUCUUCUGGUGGCCCUGAACAAAACAUGAGUGGUUCUGAAGGCAAUCCUACCAUGGAGAGCGCUGGAAUUAUUAACCGAUCGGUGUGGUUCGUCUAAGACAUUAGUUUAAUUUCUAGGUAAAUUGCACUUACACUCAAACGAUGAUAUGGUUUAUUCUGCUGACACUUCUUAAAGUCUAAGCUCAACUUUCCGAAUAUAAACCACAUUUUUAUACAAGUUCUAGACUAACAAUGUUUUCCUUUACUCUAGUAUUUAGGUCUAGUUCACUAAGAAUUACACUAAGCAUCUAAUUCCGAGUAACGAACAUUUAUUUGUUAUUUGAGUAA